This is a messenger RNA of Sceloporus undulatus (fence lizard), 670 nucleotides long. RefSeq names its product microsomal glutathione S-transferase 3 (gene MGST3). The record is from RefSeq and is a predicted model, not a curated record. NCBI's taxonomy places the organism in Eukaryota, Metazoa, Chordata, Lepidosauria, Squamata, Phrynosomatidae. Gene Ontology annotation, molecular function: glutathione transferase activity; glutathione peroxidase activity. Gene Ontology annotation, cellular component: endoplasmic reticulum; membrane; nuclear envelope. The transcript is spliced from 6 exons. The coding region runs from base 151 to 636 and encodes 161 amino acids.
GCGUGUUAUUUCUAGCAGCCACUUUUUGGUUCCUCCUCCUUGGGCUGGAGGCCGCCCAGGCCUGAGGUGGCUCCGCCUUGGGCCCAGCCCUGGAAGCAGCAGCCCCAGCCCAGGACUCCUGGCCCAGCUCCGGCGGAGAAGCGUGCCAAGAUGGUAGUUCUCUCUAAGGAAUACGGUUACGUAGUUCUCACUGGUGCUGCCAGUUUUGUCUUGGUAAUGCACCUUGCAAUAAAUGUUGGGAAAGCACGGAAGAAAUAUCGAGUGGAGUACCCAAACAUGUACAGUACAGACCCUGAAAAUGGACACAUCUUCAACUGUAUCCAGAGGGCACACCAGAACACGCUAGAAGUGUACCCUCCCUUUUUGUUCUUCCUUGGAAUAGGUGGGAUCUACCAUCCGCGUGCCACUACAGGACUUGGUAUAGCAUGGAUCAUUGGAAGACUGCUCUAUGCCUAUGGCUACUAUACAGGGGAUCCCAAAAAAACGAAGCCGCGGAGUUCUUGGUUCAGUUGCACUCCUUGGUUUGGCAGGGACCACUAUUUACUCAGCUUUCCAGCACCUUGGUUGGGUCUGCAGAGACUAGACAGCCGGUUCUCUCUGGCUCCUGAGAAGUCUUUAAAUCUUUCAGUAAUGUAAUUUUUAUCUUAAAAAUAAACUGAUAUUAAAACUC